AUGGUCAAUCCCGAACUUCGCCGGCAAGUUAUUACCGUUUACAAAGGGCGCGAGUACCCCUUGGGGUACACAUACUUCAGAGAUCGCUUGCAUCGUGCGUUCAUAGGCCAGACUCAUCUCCGGGAUGAAGAGCAGAUCCGGAAGGGGAUUGCCAGGGCUGAAUUUGUGAAGAAAGGUUGGUUUAUCGCAUCUCGCCGACACGCUGUCAUGGUUGCCAAGUAG
This is a messenger RNA of Penicillium angulare, 222 nucleotides long. RefSeq lists its product as uncharacterized. The transcript has 2 exons. Gene Ontology annotation, cellular component: mitochondrion. The record is from RefSeq and is a predicted model, not a curated record. Bases 1 to 222 code for a protein of 73 amino acids. Lineage: Eukaryota; Fungi; Ascomycota; Eurotiomycetes; Eurotiales; Aspergillaceae. Gene Ontology annotation, biological process: respiratory electron transport chain.